AUGGUUUUCCAACUGAAUUGGAGGAAGAAGGAAGUGAAAGAGGACACAUCAAGCCAUCAUGAUACACAAAGCGUUGCUUCUUCAUCGUCGGCUGCAGGCCGAUCACGAAGUCUAAGCGCACCAACCCCUUAUGACUCAAUAGAUUCGAAAGAACACAGACUCCGAAUAAUAUUCAACAUGUUUGAUGGCAAUGAAGAUGGAAAACUUACUGCCGAGGAAGUUAAAGACUUUCUUUCCUCAGUCUACGAUAAAAAGUAUAUUGAAACGAUAUCCAGGAAUUGGAACCUAGGCAAAGGCCUUUCUUUUCAAGAAUUCCUUGAAAUUUGUGGUCAGAGCGAAUCGACCGAUAAAGAACAAGAAAAAAUUGAAACCAACAAUUCGUUUUGGAAGUUCAAACCAUUCAAUUUAUUGAGAAGGAGAGAACGAAAAAGCCUUAAUCAAGACUUUGAUGAAAAUGAGCUGAAAAGAGCGUUCGAAGAAGUGUUUGAUACAAACCGAGAUGGUGUACUCACAAAGAACGAAUUCAAAAAGGUGUUGAAAAAUCUGAGAAUUGGCGAAGCCUUCUCAGAUGAAGAAAUUGAACACUUGUUUGAGUCAGUUGUCACCAAGUCAGCAGGCGUGCUUAAAUUUGAAAACUUUUUAGAGCUUCUCAAAGACAAAAUAUAA
Molecule: messenger RNA, 666 nt
Organism: Naegleria lovaniensis
Lineage: Eukaryota; Heterolobosea; Eutetramitea; Acrasida; Naegleriidae
Exons: 1
Coding region: 1-666 (221 amino acids)
Molecular function (GO): calcium ion binding
Source: RefSeq, a predicted model, not a curated record